AUGGUUCUCCCUUUAAAGCCUGCAGAGAGAGACCCGGAUCCUGCGUUUGAUCGUCAGCGGGAGCAUAAACGCAUCCGAAUUAACGGCCCAGUUUCUGCAACGGACUUAUACGAGCAAUAUAUCGCCACUGACCGACUUUAUAACGAUAAGGCAGGACACGACGAUGCCAUUGCGUACUGGCUUUCCCGCUAUGACUCCCAAAGAGAUCUCGCCCGCUUUGCUCUCGACCUUUUUGCCAUCUCACCUAUGUCGGAUGAGUGUGAACGCCUGUUCAGUAGCGCCAAUCUCACCGUGGUUGACCGCAGGGGCAGGCUAAAGGCUGAUAUUAUCGAGGCAUGCGAGUGUGUCCGGGCUUAG
Messenger RNA from Hirsutella rhossiliensis, 357 nucleotides. Its product is annotated as Ribonuclease H-like protein. NCBI's taxonomy places the organism in Eukaryota, Fungi, Ascomycota, Sordariomycetes, Hypocreales, Ophiocordycipitaceae. The transcript has a single exon. Gene Ontology annotation, molecular function: protein dimerization activity. The record is from RefSeq and is a predicted model, not a curated record. Bases 1 to 357 code for a protein of 118 amino acids.